UUGUAGAACUUAAAAAGCACCUUUCAGAAAUGUAUUCUCUUGUGCAUUUUGUUUCAAGUGUUCCAAUAGUAAAUUCUGAACAUGUCAUUAUCACUUUAUUUGAACAGUCUUUGUAUACACAAAUAAAUUUUUCUCAAACAACUUCUAAUAUUACUAAUUUUUUUUUGUUCUUAGAACUAAAUAGGCAACUCUCAGAAAUAUCUUCUUUUGCACAUUUUGUUUUAAAUAUUUCAAUAACAGAGUCUAAAUGCAUUAUUACUACUUUAUUUAAACAGUCUUCUCACACAGUACAAGCAAAUUUUAUUCAAAUAACUUCUAAUAGUAUUAAUUUUUUUUUGUUUUCAAAACUAAAUAGUCAACCUUUUGAAAUGUUUUCUUUUGCACAUUCUGUUUCAAAUGCUUCUGUAGCAAAUGUUUCUAUUUUUAUACCUAUUUUACAAUCUGUUUCAGUUCCAAAGGCAAAAGAGCUACCACCAUUAUUAAAAGCAUAUUUUACAGAGAAUAAUGCUAGAUCACACAAAUUUAGAAAUAAUAUACAUGCUUACAAUUUUGCUCUAGCUUUUACUUCAGUUAAUGCUAAAAUUAAUGAACAUAUUACUAGAACAAGAGGCCUUUAUAGCUUUUGCAUAUAUAGUAAAAUGUAUUAUCAGAUUAGGUUUCUUAUUUCUCAUUUAACUACUAAUUCUUCUUUGUUUGCACAAAUUUAUUUUUAUAAUACAGAAAAUGAAACUCAAAAUAGCAUAACUGAUGAUCAAACUCAACCAGAUGUUGAAGAUGUUUUAGUAAAUGAUGCUGAUGAAAUUACUAACCAAAGAUAUGUUACUAUAAUGCAAUUUUCUGAAGAUAAUAUGCAUUCAUCUGAGUACCAAUAUUUUGCAGAUUGGCUUUUGAAAAUUGGUAAAAAUCAUGUUGAACAGUAUUCUAAAAAAGGCAAUUAUAUUAAACUUCCUAAUGAUAUUUACAUUACUUCUCAAAAUAUGCAUGAUUUGAUAGAUUUUGUUUAUCUUAAUCUUAUAAUAAAUAUAACUAUUCCUUAUUACUUAAUGGAAUGUGCAAUUUUGGCUCCCAAAAAUACAGAUAUUGAGUUAGUUAAUACAACUGUUAUAUUCAUAUUUUCUAAAAAUGAAAUUGAGUAUUUAAGUGCAGAUAGUAUUGAUGAUGCAAUAGGAACUAAUCAUGAAGAUCUUUACCUUGUUGA
This is a messenger RNA of Cetraspora pellucida, 1198 nucleotides long. Lineage: Eukaryota; Fungi; Glomeromycota; Glomeromycetes; Diversisporales; Gigasporaceae. The record is from the annotation of a GenBank genome assembly.